Molecule: messenger RNA, 645 nt
Organism: Exophiala dermatitidis NIH/UT8656
Lineage: Eukaryota; Fungi; Ascomycota; Eurotiomycetes; Chaetothyriales; Herpotrichiellaceae
Exons: 4
Coding region: 1-645 (214 amino acids)
Biological process (GO): endoplasmic reticulum to Golgi vesicle-mediated transport; intracellular protein transport
Cellular component (GO): endoplasmic reticulum membrane; endoplasmic reticulum
Source: RefSeq, a predicted model, not a curated record
AUGACGCUCUACUACAGUCUGGUUUUCGUCCUUUUGGUGGUCGAGAUGGCGCUGUUCAUAGCACUGAUCGUACCACUGCCUUUCACCGUCAAGCGCAAGAUGUUCAAUUUCAUAUCGGAAAGUCCACUCGUCGCCAAAUUACAGUAUGGGAUGAAGAUCACCUUCAUAUUCAUCCUCAUUCUCUUCCUUGAUAGCGUCAACCGCGUCUACCGAGUCCAGGUGGAGAUGUCAGCUCUUCUGAAAGACAAUACUGGAGCGGGACGAGCAGCAGCAAUUGGCUCCGACCGCAUGGAAGUCCAGGCACGCAAGUUCUACUCUCAACGCAACAUGUACCUUACCGGCUUCACACUUUUCCUGUCUCUGAUCCUCAACCGAACCUACGGAAUGAUCCUCGAUGUUCUCCGUCUCGAAGAAAAGGUCAAGAUGUACGAAGGAGACCCACAAGCCGGCGGCAAGGAAGGCGAAAAACUGGGCAAACACUACCGUGCCGACCAGAUUGGAGAGCUCAAGAAGCAACUUGACAAGAAAGACAAGGAGUUGGCAGCGAUGAAGAGCCAGGCUGAGGGGUUGCAGAGAGAGUAUGACGAGUUGAGCGUCAAAUACAACCAGCUGAACCCCAACACCGGCGAUAAGAAGAGCAACUAG